AUGGCUCCGGCCCCGGUCUCCCGUCGCCUCAAGGCCUCUUCGGGGAACUCGGGCCUCUCAGAUCCCCUCCCCGGAGCUCGCCAGUCCCCCAGCUCGGCUACACACGGGCGUCCACCUUCCCGGCCCGCAGCCGGCAGGCCCGUCACCAGGCAACAGUCACCAGCUCCAAGGGCCUUGGGAGGCCUACCCCGGGUGCGGGUCCUUCCCGGUUCCCUCCUUGCUGGCCUUAGAGAGCCCAGAUGGGAGUGUGGCAGGGGCGGUGCUGGGGCUCGUUUCCCCCGCCCCCCCAAACGCUUCCUGGCUGCCCCUGCUCAGCCUCAGAGCCUUGCCGCGGCCGCCGGCUUACUCCAUAGCCUUCUCCACCCGCGCGGCCUCAAAGGCUGGAGCCGGAGGAGGGAAGGGGGAGGGGAGGGGAGGGACUGGGGAGGAAGAGUACGGGAGGGGGAAGAAGACCGAAAGACCGGCCGGCCAGGGCAUGACGUCACUUCCGUCAGGCUUGGAGGGGCGGGGCCUACGCUCCCUGGGCCCCGCCUACCGAGUGCCAGGUGGGGGCGGUGUUACGAGCUAGGGGAGGAACCCGAGCGCUAGCUGACGGCGGUCCUUUUAACUCCGCGAUUCCGUAGCCUUGGCAGCCGGAGUAGGCUUCCGGGGCCAGGACCGAGCGAGCAGAGUUUUCGUAGCCCUAAAGGUGGCUUCUGCCGGAAAAGGAGGACAGGAUGCUCUAGUCCUUAAGCUACUCAGCUAUGGGAUGAUAUUAUUCACUCCCUUCAGACUCAGGUGGAAAUAAAAAAGAAGCAUCAUCAAUGAACAUACAAGAACUGUUUUACUGGCUCUGAUGCUGUUGAUGUAGCAUCAAGUCAUCUUAUGCAAAACAUGUGCUUAAGUAAUAACGACACCUCUCCUCUUAAAGGAGUUUGUCUUUGCCAAGUUCUAACAAAUCAUCAAGUACUUGAACCAGUAGGAAUGAAGCUACUGAAAAAUGAAAAGGAAUUCUAAUUUGAAGAUUAAAACAGUAGUCCCAACAAGUUUCUAGGCAAGAAAUCAUCAUAUAUAUAUAUAUAUAUAUAUAUAUAUAUAUAUAUAUAUAUAUAUAUAUAUAUAUUUUGCAAAAGAAAAAAGCAUGCUGGGAAUGGGUUAACUGAUGAAAUAAGAGCAAAGAAAUAUUUAAGACCAGGAGAUGAAAUGAUUUGGAAUCCUAUAACACAAGAAUUGAAGAACUUGGGGCAUCUGGAAAUUAUCCAUACAGUAAGUGGAAAUGUGGUUAUACCUCCAAAUAUCCAAACCUGUGACAAACCUGUUCUCUCACUUUCAAAAGAAGGUAAUUUCAUUUUUCAUAAUUUUUUUCAGGAAGAACUGAUAUUUUAAUUAUUUUUUUAAGAACAGUUUCAGGGGCG
Messenger RNA from Herpailurus yagouaroundi (jaguarundi), 1394 nucleotides. It is a transcript of the gene DEPDC4, whose product is annotated as DEP domain containing 4. The record is from RefSeq and is a predicted model, not a curated record. NCBI's taxonomy places the organism in Eukaryota, Metazoa, Chordata, Mammalia, Carnivora, Felidae. Gene Ontology annotation, biological process: intracellular signal transduction.